AUGAGCGUUCCAAAUAACUCCUUUUUUGUUGUAAAAUCCAACGAGCAAAUUCCCGGUGUCAUUAAAAAUUAUGCAGAAGAAAGAAAAAAAAAAAAAAAAAAAAUGGAGCAAGAAAAAUAUAGCACGAUACUCGUUGGAGGUUAUUCGAAAAAGGUUGUAGAAAAGGAUAAUGAUAUAUAUAAAGAAAAUAAUAUAUGUAGAAGUAAUAAUAUAUAUAAAGAAAAUAAUAUAUAUGAUAAUAAUCAUGUAUAUAAUCAUAGUAAUAAAAAUGAAAAGAAAAAAAAAAUGGUAAGAAAUAGUUUCAUUUCAGAAAAGGAAAAAUUGAACAUCUUAGAAAACUUGAGAAGAAUAAAUAUAACAAAAGAUGAAGAUAUAUCAGAGAUUUCACCCAAAAAAAAUAAUUUAUUUCCUUAUCAUUCUUUUUAUAUAAAUCAUAUGAAUAAAAAUGAAAUACAAUAUUGUGAUAUAAAUAAGGACAAUAUGAAACAUGUACAUAGUUGUCAUAAUAAGCAACAAGAAAAAAAUAUGAAAGAUAUGAAGGAUAUGAAAGAUAUGAAAAAUAUGAAAAAUAUGAAAAAUAUGAAAAAUAUGAAAGAUAUGAAAGAUAUGAAAGAUAUGAAAGAUAUGAAAGAUAUGAAAAAUAUGAAAGAUAUGAAAAAUAUGAAAGAUAUGAAAAAUAUGAAAAAUAUGAAAGAUAUGAAAAAUAUGAAAAAUAUGAAAAAUAUGAAAGAUAUGAAAAAUAUGAAAGAUAUACAAAAUAAUAAUAAAAUUAACAUUAUGUAUAAAAAUUACAACAAUAAUAAUGUUAUAGAAAGAGAAGAAUAUAUAAACAAUGAAAAUUUAUUUUUUAAAGAAGAUAUCUUGAAUGAUCAAAAGGAUAAUGUACAAAAUAAAGAAUAUAUAAAAAAAAAGAAAAUGAACAUAAUAUAUGAAAAAACAAUAUAUGACGAUAAUUUAAACAAAAAAAAACAGAUAUCUAAUAAAUACAUGUGUAAUACAGAAGUUAUGUAUAAUAAUAAAAAAGAUCAUAUCAAAAAAUUAUCUCCACAUAAUAACAAUAAUAAAUAUAUAAAAACAUUCUCAGAAAAAGAUACCUUUUAUUCUACGAAAACGCAGCACGAUUCAAAGAAAAACAAAAAUUAUUGGUCACAUAUGAAUUUGAAAAGAAGUGAGAAAAAAACAUUAAAGGAAAAGAAAAAUGAGAUGAACGUAUCGACGUUAAAGGAAAAGAAAAAUGAGAUGAACGUAUCGACAUUAAAGGAAAAGAAAAAUGAGAUGAACGUAUCGACAUUAAAGGAAAAGAAAAAUGAGAUGAACGUAUCGACAUUAAAGGAAAAGAAAAAUGAGAUGAACGUAUGGACAUUAAAGGAAAAGAAAAAUGAGAUGAACGUAUGGACAUUAAAGGAAAAGAAAAAUGAGACUUACAUAUCAACAUUAAAGGAUAUUAACAAAGGAAACCAAAGAGGUUAUUUUAAAACAGAAGAAAAUAAAAUAUAUAAAAAUAAUAAGAACAAUAAGAAUGAUAAGACACAUAUUAAUAAUAUUGAUAAUAUUGAUAAUAUUAAUAAUAUUGAUAAUAUUGAUAAUAUUAAUAAUAUUGAUAAUGUUAAUAUGCGUGAUCAUUUUUAUAAUCAUCAUAAAAAAGAUAAUAUUAAUAAUUCUUCUAGUACACAAUAUGGAAAUAUUAUAAAGAAACAAAAUUGUUAUACAAAUAAUAUAUUUAAAUUAAAUAAUUCUUCUUUCUUAAAAAACAAUAAAGAUAAAUAUAGUGACGACAAUAUUUUUUUAUCAAACGACUUUAUAAAUUCUAGUAAUAUUUUUAUUAACAAUUAUUCAUCAAAUAAUUCUUUAAAACUUACCGUAUCAUCUUCAUCAUCUAAUAUUAUUUCAUCCGUAUCUUCAUAUGAAACCCCUCAAAAAGAAAAAAAAAAAACCAAAAAAAAAAAAAAUGGAAACACCCUGGAUAUUAUAAAAGAGACGGGAAAUCAUAAUAAUCUUCACCAAGAAAUUGAAUAUAAUAAAAACCAUUCUGAAGAUAUACCAAAAAUUAAUAGUAUAGGUAAAGACAUGUAUUGUGAAGAAUAUUGUAUGGAUAAAAAUGAAUACAUUAAAAAGGAAACAACAUAUAAUAAUAAUAAUAAUAAUAACAAAAAUAUUAAUCAUAAUAAUAAUAAUAACAAAAAUAUUAAUCAUAAUAAUAAUAAUCAUAAUAAUAAUCAUAAUAAUAAUCAUAAUAAUAAUCAUAAUAAUAAUCAUAAUAAUAAUCAUAAUAAUAAUCAUAAUAAUAAUCAUAAUAAUAAUAAUAAUCAUAAUAAUGAUAAUUAUUUUCCUAUAUCUAAUAACCUUACAACAUAUAUAUAUAAAAAUAACAUGAACAAAGAUAUUUAUAAUACAUGCAAUAAAGAAAAUAAAAAUAUUCCAAUCAUCAAAUUAGAUAUAUCAGAUAAUAUCAUAAAAUAUACAAAAGUUGUAAAAAAAUUGAAAAGAAAUAUAUUAUGCAUCAUAAACAAAUUUAUACAAACAAAUAAUGGAAAAAAGAAAAACCCACAUUUUUAUACACACAAACAUUUUAUCAAGUUUAUUAACAAAAUUAAAAAAAUAUUAAAAAAUAAUAAAACAAAAAAUGAUAUUUUCUACAAACAAUCCAAAAAUAAAAAAAGGAACAUUUAUCAUCUAUUUUUAGAAUAUAAUCAAAACGUUUUGUUGGUACAAAAAUAUUUGAAAAAAAAAAAAAUCUUAAUAAAAUAUAUAAACCAAUUAUUUGAAAAACAUGUUCUUCCUUCUUAUAACAGCUCUAAUGAAAAUGGGAUCAAUCAAGCAAUUUUCGAACAAAUGAAAAAAGAAAAAAAACUAUUUCUUCAAAAUAUUUUUACUUUAAAGAAAAAAUCAUUAAACAAAAAUACGGACAUUCUACAAUUUCUUCCAAAAAAUAAGAAACAGGAAAUAAAUUAUACAAAUCAUAAAGAUGAAAAUAUUAAUAAGACUAAUGAUAUAUGUCCUAAACCUAAUGUAUGUGAACAUUUUUCAUACUUCUUAAAUAAUAAAAAUGAACAAGAAGAACACAAAAAGCAUUCAUCAUCUCUAAAGCAAAUAAAUAGAUAUUAUUCAGAGAAACAUAAAAAGAAUUAUAAUGAUUAUAAAAAAAAUUAUCAUAAAAAUGGUAAACAAAAUUAUUCGAAAAAAUAUCCACGAAGAUCAUCAUCACUUGUAUAUUCAAAUGCAAAAAAAAGCAUUAACAUUAAUAAUAAUGAUAAUAAUAAUAAUGAUGAUAAUAAUGAUAAUAAUAAUGAUAAUAAUAAUGAUAAUAAUAAUGAUAAUAAUAAUGAUAAUAAUAAUUUUAUAAAUUCUUAUGCCAAUUCAUAUUUUUCAAAAAACACAAAAUUAAUUAACACUUUAUCAGAUGAAAAAAAAAAAAAAAAGUUUCCGCAUAAACAAACAAAUUCAAACAGACAAAUAAAUAUACACAAUGAAAAAAAAGGUAAUCAAAUUAAUACUUACGAGGAAGAUAAAAAAAAAAAUACCCUUAUCGUUGAAACAAUCCAAAAGGUAGUUGGUCUGAUGUACAACGAAAAUGACAAAAUGGCUAGUCAAACAAGUCAAACAAAUAUUAAAGACAAUUUUAAAAAUGAAAUGAAUACGACUAAAAUGUUAGAAAAAUUAUCAAACGUAAACAUGUCGAGUGAAAAAUUAUCAAAUGUUAACAUGUCAGGUGAAAAAUUAUCAAAUGUUAACAUGUCAGGUGAAAAAUUAUCAAAUGUUAACAUGUCAGGUGAAAAAUUAUCAAAUAUUAACAUGCCAGGUGAAAAAUUAUCAAAUGUUAACAUGUCAGGUGAAAAAUUAUCAAAUGUUAACAUGUCAGGUGAGAAAUUAUCAAAUGUUAACAUGUCAGGUGAGAAAUUAUCAAAUGUUAACAUGUCAGGUGAAAAAUUACCAAAUAUAUGUUCAACAAAUGAAGUACAAAUAGAUCAUUUAGAAUUAAAUAAAAUAAGAAAGAAAAAAGUAGUAUCACACGACAAUUUAAAUAAUAUAUCCAGUAGAUAUACGAGUAUUAAUAAAAGCAUUGUUGAAAAUAAUAAAUUAUAUCAUAAUUUAAUAGACCAUCAGGAUAGAUGUGUUAAUUUGAAAAACCAGGAUGAUUUAUACUGUCCUUAUAAUAAUGUAAAUGCAGCAAAUAAUAACAAUAAUAAUAAUAUAAUGAAUUUUUCCAAUAUUGAUAACAUUAAAAUAAAUAUAAUUAAUAAUAGUAUUCAAGAUAAUUUAAAUGAAAAGAAUUAUUAUAUAAUUAAUGAAAAUGGAAAGAAUUAUAAAGGUAUGAAUAUAAAUAAUAUGGAUAUACAACAAACUAGUUUUAAUAAACAUAAUGAACAUUUAAUAAAUAAUAAAAUUAAAAUAAUAAAAAAUAAUAAAAAAUUCUUAUGCGAUACUGAUACUCUUUUUUAUGAAAAUAAUGUACGCCCUGUAAAAAUAAUUCAAAAAAGAGGAAAUAACAAUAAUAUAAUUAAUAAAAUUAAAAAACAUAUCUACAAAAAUUAUAAUAAUGCACUUGUUUUCUUGAAAAAACAAAUAUAUAAAACCAAUUGGUUAAUUCAUAAAAAUAAAAAAAAAUUAUGGGAAAGUCCAUAUGUACAUCGUUUUCAACAAAAAAUCAAAUACCACCUUGCAAAUUUCAAAAGUAUGUCUCAUUCCUUUUCUUCUAAUAUCAAACAAAAUUAUUUCAACAAUAUUCAACCAAAUAAGGAAAGAAUACACAAAAUAAAUCACUUCAUAUGUAAUGGUCCGUAUAUAAAUUCAAAAGUAUGUCAUUUAUCACCACCACGUGUUACGAAUGUAGGAUCACCCAUAAUAUUUAGAAGAAGGAAAAUAUAA
Plasmodium falciparum 3D7 is the source of this 4866-nucleotide messenger RNA. RefSeq names its product pentapeptide repeat-containing protein. NCBI's taxonomy places the organism in Eukaryota, Apicomplexa, Aconoidasida, Haemosporida, Plasmodiidae. The record is from RefSeq and is a predicted model, not a curated record.